Rattus rattus (black rat) is the source of this 3161-nucleotide messenger RNA. It is a transcript of the gene Mgat1, whose product is annotated as alpha-1,3-mannosyl-glycoprotein 2-beta-N-acetylglucosaminyltransferase. The record is from RefSeq and is a predicted model, not a curated record. Gene Ontology annotation, cellular component: Golgi apparatus. Bases 765 to 2108 code for a protein of 447 amino acids. Gene Ontology annotation, biological process: protein N-linked glycosylation. Lineage: Eukaryota; Metazoa; Chordata; Mammalia; Rodentia; Muridae. Gene Ontology annotation, molecular function: alpha-1,3-mannosylglycoprotein 2-beta-N-acetylglucosaminyltransferase activity. The transcript has a single exon.
CAGGAUUGUGUUCUUUCUGGCUGAUACUGUUCCAUUGUGUAUCUAAACCACAUUUGUGUAUCUGUUAAUCUGUCACUGACACCAAGGCUGAUUAUAUAACUUGGAUAUUGUGGGAAGUGCCUCUGUAAACAUGAGUGCUGUAGGCAGCCUAUCUUUACUUCUGACAUCAUUGUAGCAAACAAAAUGACCUAGACACAGAGAGACAAAUGUUUUCUCCCAUUGUGUUUCUUUACUAAGUCAAUUCUAACAUUUAAUUUUUUUAAAAAAUCAGUAAUUUUAGUGCAAUUUGACUUGAGGAAUGGGGGUUAAAUGGUCUUCUCUCUCCUUCUGAACUAGACUGGAUGAGAGACAGGAAAUGAGACCUAUGUGCAAGGGAACCAGGAGUUGGAGUUUUUCAUUUUGUUACAUUAUUUUUCGGCUCUAGUCCAGGAGCAUCAUUCUCUACCCCCUUGUCAAAGUUACAGCGUUUUCUGAGGACCCAUUAGCUCAUUUAGAAGUGGUGGAGGAAGCAUGUCAACUUGAUCCUGCAGUCAGCCACCCUCUCCUUCCUCAGUCUCUCACCUAUGCCCAGCCUCUCCCCAGUGCUGUGUUAGUUAUACAAACUUGUGGUAACAACUGUUUUUCUCUCUCUCCUCCUUAGGUACAUGGCUUCUUCCCACUCUCAGCCUAGAAGAAUAAACCCUUAGUCUGCCGGGGAACUGAGCCAGGCAAGCCAAAGGCAGCCUUGAGCGCCCCCUUGCCUGCCCUCCCCUGCGGGGGCCAGGAUGCUGAAGAAGCAGUCUGCAGGGCUUGUGCUUUGGGGUGCUAUCAUCUUUGUGGGCUGGAAUGCCCUGCUGCUCCUCUUCUUCUGGACACGCCCAGCACCUGGCAGGCUGCCCUCAGACAGUGCCCUUGGUGAUGACCCUGCCAGCCUCACCCGUGAGGUCAUCCACCUGGCCGAGGACGCCGAGGCGGAGUUGGAGCGGCAGCGGGGACUACUGCAGCAGAUCAAGGAGCAUUAUUCUCUGUGGAGGCAGAGGUGGAGAGUUCCCACCGUGGCCCCUCCAGCCUGGCCCCGAGUGCCUGGGACCCCCUCACCAGCUGUGAUCCCCAUUCUGGUCAUUGCCUGUGACCGCAGCACUGUCCGGCGCUGCCUGGAUAAGCUGUUGCACUAUCGGCCCUCAGCUGAGCAUUUCCCCAUUAUUGUCAGUCAAGACUGUGGGCAUGAAGAGACGGCACAGGUCAUUGCUUCUUAUGGCACCGCUGUCACACACAUCCGGCAGCCAGACCUGAGUAACAUUGCCGUGCAGCCAGACCACCGCAAGUUCCAGGGUUACUACAAGAUUGCCAGGCACUACCGCUGGGCGCUAGGCCAGAUCUUCAACAAGUUCAAGUUCCCGGCUGCUGUGGUAGUGGAGGAUGAUCUGGAGGUGGCGCCGGACUUCUUCGAGUACUUCCAGGCCACCUACCCGCUGCUGAAAGCAGACCCCUCCCUCUGGUGUGUGUCGGCUUGGAAUGACAAUGGUAAGGAGCAGAUGGUGGACUCCAGCAAACCUGAGCUGCUCUACCGAACAGACUUUUUUCCUGGCCUUGGAUGGCUGCUGUUGGCUGAUCUGUGGGCAGAACUAGAGCCCAAGUGGCCCAAGGCCUUCUGGGACGACUGGAUGCGCAGACCUGAGCAGCGGAAGGGGCGGGCUUGUAUUCGUCCAGAAAUUUCAAGAACUAUGACCUUUGGUCGCAAGGGCGUGAGCCAUGGGCAGUUCUUUGACCAGCAUCUUAAGUUCAUCAAGCUGAACCAGCAGUUCGUGCCCUUCACCCAGUUGGACCUGUCGUACCUGCAGCGGGAGGCCUAUGACCGGGACUUCCUUGCCCAGGUCUAUGGUGCCCCCCAGCUGCAGGUGGAGAAAGUGAGGACCAAUGAUCGGAAGGAACUGGGGGAGGUGCGGGUACAGUACACUAGCAGAGACAGCUUUAAGGCCUUUGCUAAGGCCCUGGGUGUCAUGGACGACCUCAAGUCUGGUGUCCCCAGAGCUGGCUACCGUGGCAUUGUCACUUUCCAGUUCCGGGGUCGGCGUGUCCACCUGGCACCCCCAGAGACAUGGAAUGGCUAUGAUCCUAGCUGGAAUUAGUGGCACCUGCCUUUCCCUCCUGGGUCUCCUUGCCGUAUGAUGAGCCGAGGCAGGCCUGCAGGCCCUGGGCUAUACCAUCCUGCCAGUGUUUCCUCUUGGAUCUAUAGAUCUUCCCUUUUUGUCCUGGCCUUCCCCCAAGUGGCAUUCUAGUGCAUAAAUCAUAAGAUGAGGGUUAUACUCCUCUUGUCAAGGGAGUACUGUGUGGUAUGUUUGGGGCAUAUUGAACAAGAAACCACUGUGUGGUGUGGGGAGGGUUGGACCUGUUGGACCAGGCAUGUAGUGUCCUGAGUUCUCUCCAAGGGCAUCUGCAGAGAGCGUGGCCACUCCAGCUCUCCUGACCAGGCCUCUCCACCCUAAUCUGGCCCCUGUUAGUACAUGAGCCCACUUUAUGUACCUUCCCCACUUUCUCCACCUUCCCCCAGGGUGGGGCCGGAUUAUGGAAGAAGGAAUAGAUUUGUGGCCAAAUGAGACUAACCAAAGGGAUUCACUGUCAGAGUUAGAUUGUAUGGCCGGGUUGCUGGGGUCACUGCCUCCUGGCUUCUCUUCCUGCCGACUUUGCCAGUGCUCUUCUUGUCCUGCAGUGGAGCAGUGUGUUGUGAGAUGGAAGGUAGGAACUAAAGCAAGACCUCUCCCGUAGUGGAGCAGUUGUCAGGAACAAUGACAGGCGGAAAGCCUACACUUGGGCACCCCCUCUUCUUGCCCAUGGCCCCCCACUUCUGAAAGUUAGUUCCCUUUGCAUUCUUUAGGGGGAUUCAGUGGCAGCCUAGUGGGGGACAGUGGGCUCCACGCCUCUUUCCCCUGGGGUUUGGUACAGCCUCCUCCCAUAGAACUUGUUCCUGGUGGCCAUCUCAGCAAAGUCAGCAGCAGCUGAGACCAGGACACCUGUGGCCCUUCCUAAGCAUUCCCACAUCUUCCCAGGCCUAGGGGCAGGUGGCAGGCUAGAGAGAAAGAAAUUUGUGUGUUUUGUUUGUUGCCUGAUCUUAGUUUCAUGGAAGAAAAUGGAAUCUACAGAAUUAUUUUCAAAAAUAAAGUAAAGGCUGAAUUGUCUGAAAA